AUGGGGGAGAAGCGGCGACGGCGGCAGCGGAAUAACCGAGCCGGCGCGUGAGCGGCCCCGGGGGCCGGCUGCCCGCGGAGGCCAUGGGCGACCCAGCCCCCGCCCGCAGCCUGGACGACAUCGACCUGUCCGCCCUGCGGGACCCCGCUGGAAUCUUUGAACUGGUGGAGGUUGUGGGCAAUGGAACUUACGGGCAGGUGUACAAGGGUCGGCACGUCAAGACUGGGCAGCUGGCUGCCAUCAAGGUCAUGGACGUCACGGAGGACGAGGAGGAGGAGAUCAAGCAGGAGAUCAACAUGCUAAAGAAGUACUCUCACCACCGCAACAUCGCCACCUACUACGGGGCCUUCAUAAAGAAGAGCCCCCCCGGAAACGACGACCAGCUCUGGCUGGUGAUGGAGUUCUGCGGCGCUGGCUCCGUGACAGACCUGGUGAAGAACACAAAAGGGAACGCCCUGAAGGAGGACUGUAUCGCCUACAUCUGCCGGGAGAUCCUCCGGGGCCUAGCCCAUCUCCACGCCCACAAGGUGAUCCAUCGAGACAUCAAGGGGCAGAACGUGCUGCUGACAGAGAACGCCGAGGUCAAGCUGGUGGAUUUUGGGGUGAGUGCCCAGCUGGACCGUACUGUGGGCAGGCGGAACACUUUCAUCGGGACCCCCUACUGGAUGGCCCCGGAGGUCAUCGCCUGUGACGAGAACCCUGAUGCCACCUACGAUUACAGGAGUGACAUCUGGUCUCUAGGAAUCACAGCCAUCGAGAUGGCAGAGGGAGCCCCCCCUCUGUGUGACAUGCACCCCAUGCGAGCCCUCUUCCUCAUCCCACGGAACCCACCCCCCAGACUCAAGUCCAAGAAAUGGUCUAAGAAGUUCAUCGACUUCAUCGACACGUGUCUCAUCAAAACCUACCUGAGCCGCCCACCCACGGAACAGCUGCUCAAGUUCCCCUUCAUCCGUGACCAGCCCACAGAGCGCCAGGUCCGCAUCCAGCUCAAGGACCACAUCGACCGCUCCCGCAAGAAGCGAGGCGAGAAGGAGGAGACGGAGUAUGAGUACAGUGGCAGCGAGGAGGAAGACGACAGCCAUGGAGAGGAGGGGGAGCCGAGCUCCAUCAUGAACGUGCCCGGGGAGUCCACCCUGCGCCGGGAGUUUCUCCGGCUCCAGCAGGAGAAUAAGAGCAACUCGGAGGCUCUGAAGCAGCAGCAGCAGCAGCAGCAGCAGCAGCAGCAGCGGGACCCCGAGGCGCACAUCAAGCAUCUCCUGCACCAGCGCCAGCGGCGCAUCGAGGAGCAGAAGGAGGAGCGGCGGCGCGUGGAGGAGCAACAGCGGCGGGAGCGGGAGCAGCGGAAGCUGCAGGAGAAGGAGGAGCGGCGGCUGGAGGACAUGCAGGCGCUGCGACGGGAGGAGGAGCGGCGGCAGGCGGAGCGCGAGCAGGAAUAUAUUCGUCACAGGCUAGAGGAGGAGCAGCGACAGCUCGAGAUCCUUCAGCAACAGCUGCUCCAGGAACAGGCCCUGCUGCUGGAGUACAAGCGGAAGCAGCUGGAGGAGCAGCGGCAGUCCGAGCGCCUGCAGAGGCAGCUGCAGCAGGAGCACGCCUACCUCAAGUCCCUGCAGCAGCAGCAGCAGCAGCAGCAGCUGCAGAAGCAGCAGCAGCAGCAGGCCCCGCCCACAGACCGGAAGCCGCUGUAUCACUACGGCCGGGGCGUCGGUCCCGCGGACAAGCCCGCCUGGGCGCGCGAGGUGGAAGAGAGAACGAGGAUGAAUAAGCAGCAGAACUCUCCCCUGGCCAAAACCAAGCCCGGCGGCGCAGGGCCCGAGACCCCCGUUCCCCAGGCCUCCCCUGGGCCCGCGGGCCCCCUUUCCCAAACUCCUCCUAUGCAGAGGCCGGUGGAGCCCCAGGAGGGACCGCACAAGAGCCUGGUGGCACACCGGGUCCCACUGAAGCCAUAUGCAGCGCCCGUACCCCGAUCCCAGUCCCUGCAGGACCAGCCCACCCGAAACCUGGCUGCCUUCCCGGCCUCCCACGAGCCCGACCCUGCCGUCCCCACACCCACUGCCGCGCCCGGCACCCGAGGAGCGGUCAUCCGCCAGAAUUCAGAUCCCACCUCGGAAGGGCCUGGCCCCAGCCCGAACCCCCCAUCCUGGGUCCGGCCGGACACUGAGACCCCACCCAAGGUGCCUCAGAGGACCUCGUCCAUCGCCACUGCCCUUAACACCAGUGGGGCCGGAGGGGCCCGGCCGGCUCAGGCCGUCCGUGCCAGCGCCCCCGCCCCGCCCCCGGCACCCCUGUGCUCCCUCCACAGACCUCGCAGCAACUCCGCCUGGCAAAUCUAUCUGCAAAGGCGGGCCGAGCGGGGCUCCCCCAAGCCUCCGGGGCCCCCCGCUCAGCCCCCUGGUCCGCCCAACGCCUGUAGUAACCCCGACCUCAGGAGGAGCGACCCUGGCUGGGAACGCUCGGAAGGUGCCCUCCCCUCGCACGGGCACCUGCCCCAGGCUGGCUCGCUAGAGCGGAACCGCGUGGGAGCCUCCUCCAAGCUGGAUGGCUCCCCAGUGCUCUCCCCUGGGAACAAAGCCAAGCCUGAUGACCACCGCUCCCGGCCGGGCCGGCCCGCAAGCUAUAAGCGUGCCAUCGGCGAGGACUUCGUGCUCCUGAAGGAGCGGGCCCUGGACGAGGCCCCGCGGCCUCCCAAGAAGGCCAUGGACUACUCGUCUUCCAGCGAGGAGGUGGAAAGCAGCGAGGACGAGGAAGAAAGCAAUGGCGAGCCAUCAGAGGGGAGCAGAGAUACCCCUGGGGCCCGGCAGGACCUGGGGACUGAUGGCCGUUCUUUCUCCUAUGGCAGCGACGGAGACACAGACAGCGUCAGCACCAUGGUGGUCCAUGACGUGGAGGAGAUCGCGGGGACCCAGACCCCCUAUGGGGGCGGCACCAUGGUGGUCCAGCGCACUCCUGAGGAGGAGCGCAGCCUGCUGCACGCAGACAGCAACGGCUACACAAACCUGCCCGAUGUGGUCCAGCCCAGCCACUCGCCCACUGAGAGCGGCAAAGGUCAAAGCCCCCCAUCCAAGGAGGGAGACAGCGACUACCAGUCUCGUGGGCUGGUAAAGGCCCCUGGCAAGAGCUCGUUCACGAUGUUUGUGGACCUAGGGAUCUACCAGCCCGGAGGCAGUGGGGAUACCAUCCCCAUCACAGCCCUGGUCGGGGGAGAGGGCGGUCGGCUUGAUCAGCUCCAGUACGACGUGCGGAAAGGCUCCGUGGUCAACGUGAACCCCACCAACACCCGGGCCCACAGCGAGACCCCCGAGAUCCGGAAAUACAAGAAGCGAUUCAAUUCCGAGAUCCUCUGUGCGGCCCUUUGGGGCGUCAACCUGCUGGUGGGCACCGAGAACGGUCUGAUGCUGCUGGACCGAAGCGGGCAGGGCAAGGUGUACGGGCUCAUCGGGCGGCGGCGCUUCCAGCAAAUGGACGUGCUAGAGGGGCUCAACCUGCUCAUCACCAUCUCAGGGAAAAGGAACAAACUGCGGGUGUAUUACCUGUCCUGGCUCCGGAACAAGAUUCUGCACAACGAUCCGGAAGUGGAGAAGAAGCAGGGCUGGACCACUGUGGGCGACAUGGAGGGCUGCGGGCACUACCGCGUGGUGAAAUACGAGCGCAUUAAGUUCCUGGUCAUCGCCCUGAAGAGCUCCGUGGAGGUGUAUGCCUGGGCCCCCAAGCCCUACCACAAGUUCAUGGCCUUCAAGUCCUUUGCAGACCUCCCUCACCGCCCUCUGCUGGUCGACCUGACCGUGGAGGAGGGUCAGCGGCUCAAGGUCAUCUACGGCUCCAGUGCCGGUUUCCACGCUGUGGAUGUCGACUCGGGGAACAGCUACGACAUCUACAUCCCCGUGCAUAUCCAGAGCCAGAUCACGCCCCACGCCAUCAUCUUCCUCCCCAACACGGACGGCAUGGAGAUGCUCCUGUGCUACGAGGACGAGGGCGUGUACGUGAACACGUACGGGCGCAUCAUCAAGGACGUGGUGCUGCAGUGGGGAGAGAUGCCCACCUCUGUGGCCUACAUCUGCUCCAACCAGAUCAUGGGCUGGGGCGAGAAAGCCAUUGAGAUCCGCUCCGUGGAGACGGGCCACCUGGACGGCGUCUUCAUGCACAAACGAGCCCAGAGGCUUAAGUUCCUGUGUGAGCGGAACGACAAGGUGUUCUUUGCCUCUGUCCGCUCCGGGGGCAGCAGCCAGGUUUACUUCAUGACCCUGAAUCGGAACUGCAUCAUGAACUGGUGACGGGGCCCGGGCUGGGGCUGCCCCAGUGGACCCAGCUCUCCCUACCACAGCCAGACUCCCCAGGCCGCCCUUCUUUCCCCUCCCUGGGCUUUUGCUUUUUACUGGUUUGAUUCACUGGAGCCUGCUGGGAACGUGACCUCUGACCCCUGAUGCUUUUGUGAUCACGUGACCAUCCUCUUUCCCCGAUAGGUUCUCCCCCCAAAACCUGUGCCUGUCCCAGCUUCUGGGGAGAGGCACAGCUUCCCCUCACCAGGAAUUGAGUGGGCCUAGCCCCACCCCCCUUUUCUCCAUCUCAGAGGAGAGCGCUGGGGGGGGGGGGGGCGCUCAGGCCCGGUCCCCCACUGCUGCUGACUGGGCAGGGCCCUGGGCCCCUUCAUUUGCACGUCAGGGGAGCCGGCUCCCCCCUUGAAUGUACCAGACCCUGGGGGGGGUCGCUGGGCCCUAGGUUUUAGGGGGGGGGUCACCAGCCACUCCAGGGGCAGGGACCAUUUCCUCAUUUUCUGAAAGCACUUUAAUGAUUCCCCUCCCCCCAAACCCCAGGGAAUGGAGGGGGGACCCCGCCAGCCAAAACAUUUCCCCCUUUCCGACCCCAUUUCUUUCUAGCUUCUGUCCUUCCCUGGUGGCGGGAGGGAGCAGGGAGCUCUCACCCCCUUUGCACCCCCUUGCUUGCCUCUGUAUAUAGUGUGAGCAGCAAGUAGCCCCGCCCCCCCUCAAUGUAGUGGCCUUGGAUAUUCCGUUUGUUAAUAAAGACAAUUCAACCAGC
Molecule: messenger RNA, 5031 nt
Organism: Acinonyx jubatus (cheetah)
Lineage: Eukaryota; Metazoa; Chordata; Mammalia; Carnivora; Felidae
Gene: MINK1
Product: misshapen like kinase 1
Exons: 34
Coding region: 84-4268 (1394 amino acids)
Biological process (GO): protein phosphorylation
Molecular function (GO): ATP binding; protein kinase activity
Source: RefSeq, a predicted model, not a curated record